AUGUCCGUGAACAGGCUUUCGUCUUUCCUGGGCCGUCGCCCUAGUGCAUCAACAACUGGUGUCGCGAAUGGUACAGCGACAGAGACCUCUCCCACCAACGGUGCCUCGGGCGAUCCCAAAAUCUUGAAAGACUUCCGCGAGCAGAUCAAGAGAGGGGUGCCCUUCAGCCUAGAGACGUCUUCUCUGGCCGCAAUUCUCGAUCUUAUAAGGCAUAAGGAUGCGAUUGAUGACAGGAAAUUGCUGCUUGAGCACGCCCUCACGUUCGUCUCUCGGUUGGAGGAGGGUGAUCUCUCACGCAAACUGAAAAAUGGGAUCAUUGAACUUUUGUACAAUGACCUUACGCACCCAGCUGCGACCAGCAUCAGCAAUAAAUAUGCCUGGCGAACUGCAGACGGAUCCUACAACAACAUUGACGUUCCUGAUAUGGGCAAGGCUGGGACACCUUACUCUCGGUCGGUGCAGCAAUCCAACCCUUUGCCUAAGAAUCAAUUGCCGGACCCUGGUCUCGUGUUCGAUACGCUUCUGAAGCGUGAAGGAUUUGUCAAGCACCCCGGCGGACUUUCCUCCCUCAUGUUCUCGUUCGCUGCACUCGUCAUUCACAGCGUUUUUCGGACUUCCCAUCGUGACAUCAAUAUCAAUGAAACCUCUUCCUAUGUUGACCUCGCUCCUCUUUACGGGAAUAAUGUUGAAGACCAGAAUCGAAUCCGGGUGCGCGAUGGCCGUGGUCGUCUUCAUCCUGAUGUUUUCGCGGAGGACCGACUGCUCUUGCUCCCUCCUCAAGUUUGCGUCCUCUUGGUACUCUUCAGUCGCAAUCACAACUACAUUGUGGAACGUCUUCUGGAAAUCAACGAACGAGGAACUUACGUUGAUCCUGAUCAACUUUCGCCCGAUGAUCCUGCUCAAAAAGCCCAGCUUCUGGCGCAGGAAGAAGAGCUUUUCCAGACUGGUCGGCUCAUCAAUUGUGGCUGGUUUGGUUCAGUCGUCUUCUCUGAUUAUUUCUCCUGCAUCUUGGGACUUGUAAGGGACGGCAAUAACUGGAGUUUGAGUCCCUUUGGAGAAAUCAGAAAAGACGAUCAUUCGCUUUUCGAGCGGGGUAAAGGUAACGUAUGCAGUGUUGAGUUCAACUGCUUGUAUCGCUGGCACGCGACCACUAGCUUAGAAGACGAGGCAUGGGUCCACAAGGCUUUUUCCCAGAUAUUCGGAGGCAAGCCAAUCGACCAGAUCACACCGGAAGAUUUCAGGAAUGCAGCAAAGAGGUUGGAGCAGGUCCAACCUGAUGUCACUCACUGGACUUUCGGAGGCUUGCAGCGACAAGAAAAUGGAAGGUUCAAGGACUCUGAUCUCGCUGAUGUUCUAAAAAACGCUACUGAACACUCUGCAGGUGCAUUCCGAGCCCGCGGAACGCCUGCUGCCAUGCGUUUGAAUGAAGUUAUGGGUAUUGAGCAAAACAGGCGAUGGGGCGUGUGUUCUCUGAAUGAUUUCAGAAAGUACCUGGGCCUUAAGCCCUAUGCCACAUUCCUUGAAUGGAACUCGGACCCCGAGAUUGCAGACAGUGCUGAAAAGCUCUACGGAGACAUCAACUUCCUCGAGCUCUACGUCGGUUUACAGGCAGAGGAGGCCAAGCCUUUGGUUGAAGGUGCUGGUCUGUGCCCUGGUUACACUAUCAGUCGUGCCAUCCUCAGUGACGCUAUCGCCCUCACUCGUGGCGACAGGUACUUCACUCACGACUUUACGCCUUUCAAUCUUACUGCCUGGGGAUUCGCUGAUUGUCAAAGAGAUCCCAACGCUUUUGGAUUUGGAAGCACACUCGGCAGGCUUUUCCUCCGCACUCUGCCAAAUGACUACACUGAGAAUAGUGUCUACACGUUCUUCCCCUUGAUGACACCCGAAUCAAUGAAAACUAACUUGACGAAGUUGAACCUGCUCGACAAAUAUGAUCUGUCGAGGCCGCAAACGCGAACCCCGCUCAAAAUUGUCAGCGAUCAUACCGAGGUGGUGAAACUUUUGAAGGACAAAGAAAGUACUUCUAAACCAUACGCUGCGAGGGUUGCCAGGGUAAUUAAGGGUAAAGGAUUUUUCCCUGCGGAGGGCGGUAAGGAACAAGAAGCGGUCACCACUGCCUUGAGUGGCUCACCGGAGUUGGUGGACGACAUUGGCAAAUACUUUUACGAGACAACAAAGAAGCUUAUCGUCGACAACUCAUUCACCCUCGUUGGCGGGAAGGUUGCUGGUGUCGAUCUUGUGAAACACGUCCUCAGAGUUGUUCCCGUCCUAUGGGUCGCCACCGAUCUUGCGGGCAUAGAACUGAAAACCAAGAGCCACCCCCAUGGACCUUACACACCUAGCGAACUCUUCGAUGUUCUUGGCGAAAUUUAUGCAUUUGUCUUCCUCGAUGUAGAACUUGCGAAGGUUAUGGUCUUACAAGAAAGUAUCAAGUCCCAUGUCAAGAAGUUGUUGCGCCUCAUCAAGGGUGGCUUAGACGGGGGUGCUGGUAACAGGCUUUCAAUUGCUGGCAUCGUUGAGACCGUCUCGUCCCUAUUCUCUAAACCCAAGAAGUCCGACCACUCCGUCUUGAUGAAGCGACUUCACGAACUAGGGCAAUCCCAUGACCAGCUUGCCAACACUGUCCUCGCCCUAAUGGUCGGAGCAAGUGUUGAGCUGUCCCUCAGUUUGACAAACAUGGUCAAUUUGUACCUUGGGUCGGACAAGCAAGCACAGAUUACUGCCCUCGCCAAGAACCCAGAUUCUUCUUUGAAAGGUUACGUGUACGAAGCUCUUCGAAUUGACCCACCCUUCGAAGGUGUCUACCGCAUCUCAACCAAGGAUCAAACCAUCGCUGGGCAAACCGUGAACAAGAAUGACCGCAUUUUUGUGGACAUUGGCACGGCUAACCUAAACGAGAAGGUGUUCCCCCACCCUGUAGCCGUGGACAUCUCUCGUUCGACGAAAGAGGCUCUUUUCGCCGAGGGUGUGUUUGAGUAUCUUGGGGAACAUUUGACUGUCAAGGUAAUGGGUGAGGUGUUACGCGCUGUCUUCGACCUCAACAACGUUUCGCGAGCCCCUGGUCAAUCGGGAGUGCUGAAACGGUUUAAGGUGCACACCCGACCUGAAUGUCGUUACGGAUACCUCAACCACAGUCAAAUUGCUUAUGAAUGGCCCACGUCGAUGGCCAUCCAAUAUUCAAAGUGA
This is a messenger RNA of Laccaria bicolor S238N-H82, 3189 nucleotides long. Its product is annotated as linoleate diol synthase. Gene Ontology annotation, biological process: response to oxidative stress. Lineage: Eukaryota; Fungi; Basidiomycota; Agaricomycetes; Agaricales; Hydnangiaceae. The transcript has 28 exons. Gene Ontology annotation, molecular function: heme binding; peroxidase activity; monooxygenase activity. Bases 1 to 3189 code for a protein of 1062 amino acids. The record is from RefSeq and is a predicted model, not a curated record.